GAAGAAGAGCGGCGCACACAAUGCACGGCUCGGUCUGACAAGGGUUGUGUCUCCCCGGUUUUCACGAUAAAUUCCCAAUUCCGUGGAAACUUGUGACGGGGGCAGCAGCGGGGCCGCGAGCCGCCUCUCCGCCACUACUCUCCCUCUGGAUCCGAGGAGAAAGAGGAGCCGUCGAGCGGAAUCCUUCGCCUCCAACUUCUCCCAAAACACUGGAUGUACUCGGCUGCAUGAAGGAGCUUCCCGGCCCGACGGGGGUCGGCCGACACCCUCGUUAAUGGAAAUCGACACCGAGGCUUUGAUGCGUGGGCCUUGAUUUUUUCCCCUUUAUGAUGGAGAUAACCGGGAAGGAGAGCUGCGUGUGAAUACGCCGAAUAUUAUCACUUCGUGUCCGAAUAGUUUGUUGAAAUGCUUCCGUGUCCCUCCUGCUUCCUGUAAAAAAAAACACACAGAGGUUGUUGUUUAGCCGGCUAACGGUGGCUAGCCGGAGAGCUAACGUUACGUCUUUCCUUUGAUGCGAAUUCAACCAUUACUAUCGGCCAUUAGCGUCUCGACACCCGAGAAUCCAUCCUCCUCGCCGGUGAGCGUUAGUUAGCUCCACGCUGCAGCCUCCAGCGGCUCGAAGACCCCGGACAGGUUUUAAGAAUAUCUUGUUAUUCUUAUGUUACGGGCGGAAUAUAUCGUAAUGUGCCGAGUUAGCCGUGCGAGCUAAAAGCUAAUUGGCUGAAAUCAACACUGAGCUAGCUAGCCGUAGCAUCAACUACGCAAACUCAAGCGGACAGCUGAUGUCUACUCCUCUUGUUGGGAGUAAUUUAAGAGAAUUAAACACUUUAAUUUCGCAGCAACGCGAUAUCGUGUCGCGGCAGUUGGUUUAAUACUGGUUUUGCGUGUUCUUGGCAUCGUUAGCCAGCUUAACGCAUCGUUUUUGCUAGUAAAUGUGUCGGCGUGUGCAGAAUUAUAGGAAGUCUCCCGGUUGUGUUGAUUGAUGCUAGCGUGAGUUUCUCCGUGAAUCAAACCCAGGGGAGACUUAUUCUGUUUUGUCACAACAAGACGUGUGUUUUAUUUGGUUGUUUACAUGCUCGCAACUUGUGUGGUUGUCGGUUAAUUCCUUGCUAGCCAGCUAACGUUAGCCUCCUCCGAGACACAAUCGGCUAUGCCCUGACAUCCGUCUGUCUGCGUGUUUGUCUCGGGUCAUUUAAAUUCCCAUGUGGAUCUGAGUUUCUCCGAAAUGACUAACAUUCUGCCGGAGGGAAGGCACAGAUGCCCGCGGACUGUUGUCAAAGGACGGUGAAUAAUAGCCACUGGUUUCAUUAACGCCAUUUUAACGGAGGCUCCCUGCGAGGGCCCGUGUGGUGGUGUUGUCUCUGCGGUUCGGUGCCUGUCCGCCGGACCGGGACUUGACUCAAGUGCCUUUUGGUCUCACUGGAGUUGCAGACGGGGGUUUCGAACAUGGAGGGCCCGAGCCGAAGCACUGGGUUCCGGCAGAGCCGACGCUCCCGUUCCCAGCGCGACAGGGAGCGGCGGCGCCGGAGAGUGGACCUGGCCGAGCAGCGGGCCACGUCCCUGUCCUCGGGCUCCGACCGGGAAGCGUGCGGGAAGAACACUGUGCUGGGCCCCGGGGGGAGGGAAAGCCGGCCCGGGUUUGGGAGACACAGGCCUCCACGCCGGAGGAAGAGGGAGUCCGUGUCCUGCGAGGAAGACAUCAUCGAUGGCUUCGCUAUUGCGAGCUUCAUCAGCUUGGAGGCACUGGAGAUGGACUGCUCACUGAAGCCCAGUCAGCGCACUGAUAUGCCGGGAAGGAGGAACAAGGGGAAGAGGGGGCCCGAGGAGAACGGUCGAGGGCCCCUGUCGGAGCCGGAGGAAGGAGCCCAGCACGGCUACCCCGGCCUGAAGAAUAGAAACAAGAGAAGAAGGAUAGAGGGACAUCCUUUGGAGACUGGCUACAUUUGUGACACUGAGAGUGAUACAGGAGAUAAGGCUUCUGACAAUGAAAUGGAUCCAGUGUUCACAGUCAGCACUAGAAAAGUUAUGGAGCCUGUCCCCUCAACCAUUGGAACAACCAAUGGCAAAACCUUCCCAGCUCUACCGGCCCGUUGUGGUGGCGUCUCACGGUUGAUGGUGACACCGCGGGUAUCUGGCCUGGAGCGAAGCCACGAAAAAAACCUGGAGCAGCAUUUCCCAGAACCUGUUACUUCUUCUACCUCCUCUGACUCCUUCGGCCUGCCUUCUCCAGUCGCAGCCUCAUGCGUGGUCCCCCGGCCGCUCUCCAAACCCAAGUCCUUCCUCACUUUACCUGGACGAGCUCACUCCAUCUACAACAUCAACAACAGGAGCAACACCCCAGUCAAACCUCCAUCUGCUUCAUCGGUUGCGUCUUCGUCAUCCUCCAUGCGGCCCCCAACUCCCUCUACCAGUGUGUCACUACCCUACAUUCGCCCCUCGGGGCCCCUCCGACCUCCAUCCCGAGCCAGUUCUGGGGCCCUGUACACAUCCUCCCCCGGCUUGCCUCCGCCUCCACCUUUGUUACAAGGUCCCGCCCACUCAGUAGCAGCAGAGCGUGAUGGCAGACGCAGCGUCCCAGGGGCUGAAAACAAUGCAGCGGCUGCAGGCCGCUCCACUCCUGGUGGUCCAUCAGCAUCGAGCACCACACCAGGUUCAUCGGGCCGGACGUCUCAGAACCAGACGAGCAUCCAGCCCAUGGCCUUCCAGUAUCAUCAGCACAACCACCAGCACCAACACACCCACACACACCAACACUUCACACCCUUCCUUCACCCUACAGCUACUGCGCAACCUCUGUUUGAUAAGUAUGCCGGCAAAAUGGACGGGCUGUACCGACACCCUUUCUUUCCACAAUACCCGCCUCCCUCAGUGCCGAGUAUUCAGCCUGUGAUUCCUCCCACUGGGCCAUUCAGCUCCUUGCAAGGAGCGUUUCAGCCAAAGCCUCUUGUCCCUCAGGGAACGGGUCCUGAUCUAUCUGCACGUCUUGGGGUUGUGCCUCACCACCUGCAGCCCAAAGACCCCAGGCUAACUGAUCCAUUUGGGACAUCGUUGAAAGUCAGUAAUAAACCAGGAAAAUGGUGUGCUAUGCAUGUUUAUGUGGCCUGGAUGAUUCUAAGCCAUCAGAAAAAAGUCAAGCUGAUGCAUGCUGAUACUCACAAGCCGGACCUCCGUAGUGAGCUGCUGGCCCGUCUUCCUGGAGCUGGGGGACUCGGCCCCCUCGGGCCCAUGGGAGGAGCUCUGCCUCCCAAUCACGACCUCACAAGACCCCCCAGUCUCUUCUCAGCUACAGGUGCAGUCAAUCCGUCCUCCGCUCCAUUCAUCUCUCCAUCGACACCUCACUCCUCUUUCCUCGCUCCAACUGCACACUUGGAUCCAUAUGGUCGUUCCCCACCUUUCACUCCGCUGGGAGCUCUGGGUACUGGUGCCUUCGGCGGACUCGGCAGCCCAACACUGGCUGGCUCCAUGUUUGGCCCUAAAGACUCACCAGCCGGUUUGUCCAACCCCAACCAUCAAGAAGCAUGGAACCGUCUACAUGGCGGCCCGUCUGGGUUCCCCAUUGGCCCCAACUGGGCUAAAGGGGCGGACAAGAGGGAUGAGAGGGACCGGGGGAAGGAAGGAGAGAGGAGAGACAUCCCCCACAUCAAGGACGAAAAGGACAGAGACAAUAUGCUGUACGGCCGACAACCUGUGAGAAUGUCUCCGGUUGGUCCUUCCUUCAAGCAACGCAGUAGCACCCCGGUCUCCCACAUUAAUGGUCACAGCAGCAGCCUUGGGGCGAGCAGUGGGCCUAUUGAGGACCUGACACGCAGCUUCAAUAGAGACGGAGAGCGCGAGCGGGACAGAGACGGGGACAAACGGCCGCUGCCAACAGGGUCUUCACGAGCACCUCCCCUUGGGUCUUCGUCUUUAGUAGCAGACAGGGACAGACCACGUUCUUCCUCAUCCUCUGUGCUCACCACUCCCCCACCCUCCAAUCGCUCAGCCCCAUCUCCUUUGGACCUUUACCCCCGCACAAUGGCCCCAGCAGCACACAGUCAUCACAGCGAACCCUCACACUCCCAAAGAGACGGCAACAUCCCUACUUCCUCGUCAGCUUCUGCCUCUGUCACGUCUUUGUCUCAGGUCAGGAAGCCUGACCGGACCCCAACACCUGUGUCCAAACCUCCCAUGCUACUCCAGCCAGUAAAGGUCAAAGAGGAGCGGAAGGAGGAGCCGGAGCACAUCCCCAUCACCCUGCCUCCCCCAGCACAUAACCACAACUUUGAGCGCCCCAACAGUCAUCCACACCACCACAGGUCGGGUACCCCUUCCUCCUCUUUAUCACUAACUCCCACUCCUGGUGUUCAACUUCAACCACCCACUCCAAACCAUUCCCACCCACACUUUGCCCUGCUUGACCGCUCAAGAGCCAUUGAAGCAUAUAUGGGGGGCGUUGCGGGACCUCCUGGGCUGGUAAUGGGUCCAGGAGAACGUUUCUCCCAUGGUCCACACCAAGGACCACCACAGGGCCCUCACAGUUUCACCUGGGACCCCUGGAGGGAGCUGGCAGCUCAGCAGCAACAUCAACAUCGUAGGGAGGCUAUGGCCCUUCGGUCAGACCCACAUCUAGCCCUGCGAUCCGAUCCACAUUUGGCCCGGCUGCUGCAGCAUCAGCGACUUCUGGAGGCUGAGAGGGCUGCAGCUGUAGCAGCUGCUCACCACCCUCCUACCUCUUCUGCUUCCAACCCUGGUGUCCGCCAGGAGUUCGGCCUAAUGGCCCAUCAUUUUGACCGCUCUCAUCAGCUCGGGCGAGGAGGAGGCUUGAUGGAUGAGGAGCAGCAUGCCCAGAUCCUGAGAGAAGACUUUGAGCGGGCUCGCUACUUCGGGAUGCACCCUCACCUCCCUCCAGGCGCUCACCUCUCAGGUCCCUCUCAUGCUGCUACUGCCGCUCACCUGGAGCAGCUCCACCCUGGCCUUCUCGCCCACUCACUUCCCCAUGGAGCCUCUGCUGCUUCUCACCACCACCAUGCGGGUCUCUAUGCCCGUUUAGGCCCACUGAACCCACACCACAUGGCCAACGGCCUGCUAGCAAAGAACCCAGGAGGCAUGGUGGGGGUACCGCCUCCACUCAUUCCGUCCAUGACCAGCCGGUCGUCCACACCUCCCCGCAGACUUGCAGGGCCAGGUGAGCUUCAACUGUACAGUGCCCACAAAGAUGGAGAGUCCAGAUAGUACAGGGACAACACUGGAGGAGAUUCAGGAACAUGUCAGGAUCACUGUGCUGCUCUCAACCUGCCCCCUUUCCCUCUUGCAGACUACUAAACCCUGCCCUCCCAUUUACACAACCAAACCAGCUCCAGCCUCCCAAACAGAAAGGGUUAACCACGACUGGCUGGAUGUGGCGGUAGGGAGGGAAAUGCAAGACUCAUUCGUGUGACUUGGAAUAUGCCCAAUGGUUCAAUCGGUGCAAUUUAAAGGUACAUGGAUCCUGUGCAUCCUUGGUGUAUUUUAUUUUAUACUGACUGUUGGUUAUUACAGUACUCCCUUUCGAAAGCUGUAAGAGUCAGAGGACAGCUUUCUCUCAUUAGUCAGGUGAUUUGUGAUCUAUGCUUCUAAGAAAGCCUUUUCCAGGUGGAAUGGAAAUAACUUCCAAAAGGAUGUGCACUCUGAGAACAUGUCAGGGGUUCAUCCUCCGCUUCACCCUCUCCGGCAUAAAUCAAGCCCCGAUAAGGUGGUGUGGACGAGGGUUUUUAGAAACACAGUGGUAAAGUGGUUCUGUUCUGUCAUUGUCUUUUUUGUCCUUGUGAGAAGACAGAUUAUUGAUGACACCAUUUAUUGAAUAUCAGUAAGCGUUGUACCUCAGUUUCCUGCUUUACCCCCAAGAAAUCCAACCUCAAACCCUCAGCUUCACUCAUGAAUUCAACCUUCUUUGGCUUGUCCUUUGUUUUUCCACAGGAUGAAUGGCAAAAUGAACUGUGCUAAGCUGUGUGAGUGAACACAGUAUUUUAGAGCUUCCUGUAACUGUUUCCCAGUCUCCUCUUGACUAUACGAGCAGGACCAGAUUAUAGUAGUCUAGAGAAAUUGCCUUUGUAAUUAUUAUUCUUAACAUUAAUUAUCUUCUAUAAUAAUAAAUAUAUUCACUGUUAUGUUAUUUGUCAUUGUUUCGGGUAUCAACCAGUACUCUCUCCCCAGGUAGUUAUGUUUCGAAUCAUACUGGAGGCUUGCUUCACACAAAACGUUUUAACGCUCGUGAACAUUGAGCCUUGACGAUCUGCAACCUCUGGCCUCUUCAAGGAUCAUCUAUGACUUUAUCAUGCUGAGAGGGAGGUUUGCCUGUUUGUCCCUGGUUGUGUGCUAUAUCCAUUUGGAACUAAAGGAGCCUUGUACAUUGAACUGUCGAGUUGUUUCAUCAACAAAAAUAAGUUAUAUACAUGGAUAAGUGGGACAUCUGCUGAAGAACUGAAAAAAAAAUAUAAGGACUUGUGUCAAAAGACAACUAGACAGUGGGUAUCCUGAGAGGGAAAAGACUGGGUCGAUUAUUUUAAUAUGACCAUUUUAUACCUUUCAAACCCCUCCCCUAGAGACCACAAAGAUUAAUUAUUAAAUGAAUUGUUGUUUA
Molecule: messenger RNA, 6598 nt
Organism: Pleuronectes platessa (European plaice)
Lineage: Eukaryota; Metazoa; Chordata; Actinopteri; Pleuronectiformes; Pleuronectidae
Gene: fbrs
Product: fibrosin
Exons: 18
Coding region: 1447-5211 (1254 amino acids)
Source: RefSeq, a predicted model, not a curated record